AUGAAGGGCAGCUCAAUCUUCCAAUUUAAAGGAUGGCCCAAAAUCCACCAGCCGCUACCACGUACUCCGCGUGAAUCCCAGCAGCUCCUCAACGCUCUCACCUCCUCCUUUCGCCGUCAACUCGACCAUGCAUACCCGGCAUCCCAUGUCCCCAACCACAAAGGGGAUCGACAGUUGUUGAAUACCGAGUCUUCGGCGCAUGCGACGGACAAGCAUCUGCAUGAUAUUCUGGACAGCCCUUUGUUUCGACUUGUGCCUCAAAAACUCCCGCCCGUUGAUCGGCCGAGCGAUGAGAAGAUACGAAUGGCAGAAACACCCAUGGUUGUAUUUGAUGAGCUUGUAGCUUCUGGUUCAGUCACUGUACCAGCUGCCGUCGCCUGCUUGAAAUCCCAACUUCUCCUUGCGCGAUCACCUGAUGAUCACGGAGUCAGCGAGGCCAUGGACGCCUCAAAAGCCGCUUCCAAGGUAGUAAAAUGGGUUUGGGCUACGGACGACGAUUCUAGACUGGCAUCUUUGCAAUCGCGGGCCUUUACCGGCGCUUUGACCAAGUUCAUGGCUGCUGAGGGCAUUCAUAGCACCACCGCAUUGGAUUGGCUGCGACUGUUAAUUAGUCAAAAAGUACCGGCCAGACAGGCUUUCACUCACCUCCUUGAAAAUUUCCUGGAUGCUGAGGUCCGGUACGGGCAUGGUUUUGGCUCGGCUUUGGAGUUCUACUUGCAGGUAUGCAAGUUGUGCAUUGCAUCUCCCCAAGCCAACGUGUCCGCCCGAUCACUGCUGGUGGCAGCAGGUGCUCAACUUAACCGGAUAGCCAUGGACCGGAAGCCAUCCGUUGAAAGUGUCUCAAUCGACCUGUAUGAACAUUAUAUGGACGUUAUCGCUACCUUCGCUUCAAAUCGGUCACUACUCUUCAGCUCUGUGGCAGUCUGUCAUCCCGCAAAGCCCGACCCACGACCUUUUAUUCGCCUCGCGGAAACUUGCACGCCGAGCAAGUUCCAGAAAUAUAAUGCAGUCAGGCAAGAUGCCUUCCUUCGAAUUGGGUGUGACGCUCUCCGCAUACUCAUGGUCGACCAAGAUGACUACCGAAGUGCCACCAACCUGGCUCAGCAAAUGCAAAAUCUACUUCCCGAUACAACCAAAUCUACUGUGACCGAGACAACACGCAGCCACACCUCGCGGGAUGAGGACUAUCUACUCAGUCGUUUGGACUUAAACCUGACUUGA
Molecule: messenger RNA, 1221 nt
Organism: Penicillium atrosanguineum
Lineage: Eukaryota; Fungi; Ascomycota; Eurotiomycetes; Eurotiales; Aspergillaceae
Exons: 1
Coding region: 1-1221 (406 amino acids)
Source: RefSeq, a predicted model, not a curated record